GUUUUUUCACUUUUCAAAACAACAAAAAUCCUCAUUAAACAACAAAAGUGCUUUACCAAAACAUCACGAAACACGUGCUGCAUCUAAUUUGUUUCCUCCAUUCAAAAAACAAUGUCGUCGUCAUUAUCAUCACGUUCCAAACGUAUCCUAUGUACAAUAUUGAUCAUUUCAAUCAUGAUCAAUGUAUUAUUCGAACAGCAUAUGAUUGCCGAUGCAAGUCAUCGUUUAAUGAGAAAAUUAAUCAGUAAAAAAAGUAAACCAAUGUUGAUGAUGUUAUUGGGUUUGAAAAAACGUAAAAAAUAUAUGCCAAUUCCAAUACCAUUACCGAUACCGAUACCAUUGUUACCGAUUGCAUUGGCAAAAUUGGCCAAAGAAAUGGAUAAAGAUUCACAAUAUUAUUUUGUUAAAGAUGGUGAUAUGCCACCACAAAAAGUUGUUCGUAAAUAUGUUGAUCAUUAUGAUGGUAAUCAAGAAGUAUUAUGGGAUAAUCAAUGAAAACAAAAAAUUUCGUAAAAACCUCGUUUUUUAAAACUCAAAAAUUAAACUUUCUUUUCCUCAAAGUUCUCUGUUUUCCCAAAAAACUCAUUAUAAUUUUUUUAAAACCAAAUUGUAAUUUUAAAAACUUACAAAAAAAAAAUUACAAAUUUUUACAAACAAACAAAAAAUCACACACUUACACUAUCUAGUCUGACA
Messenger RNA from Dermatophagoides pteronyssinus (European house dust mite), 693 nucleotides. RefSeq lists its product as uncharacterized. NCBI's taxonomy places the organism in Eukaryota, Metazoa, Arthropoda, Arachnida, Sarcoptiformes, Pyroglyphidae. The record is from RefSeq and is a predicted model, not a curated record.